This is a messenger RNA of Marchantia polymorpha subsp. ruderalis, 5543 nucleotides long. The record is from the annotation of a GenBank genome assembly. Lineage: Eukaryota; Viridiplantae; Streptophyta; Marchantiopsida; Marchantiales; Marchantiaceae.
GACUGUACGUGAGUUAUGCUUCUUGGACAGACCCUUUACGUCGAGAGAGGGAGAGCAGAGAGAGAGAGAGAGGCAGGCAGGCAGAGUUUCCUAGCGUCCUCUCCGCCUCGCGUGCUAUCGGUGGUCAAGACGUACGAUCUCGAAAGUCUGAGAGCUGUGGCGUUGCGUCGAGGAGAGGAGACGAGAGGAGAGGAGACGAGGCGAGAGGAGCAGAGGAGGAGUCGAGUCGAGACGAGACGAGCAGAGGAAGGAAGAGGAGUGAGGGCGACAGGCGGAAAGCGGGAAAGGCGGAGGAGGAUUGAUAAUAGGGUUGUUGAAUGCUGAGUUCUGGUCAGUGCGUUUUCAAUUGACUGGUGAGAGGCUCAUGGCGUUGAGCUCUUGAGCUGUUGGGAACACAGGAUCUCGUAUGCGGCCGAGUUACGGGGAGUCUAGAGAAGGUUCUGGAGUGCGGCAAAAGUAUCACAGUCCUGUGAUGUGUGCGUUUAGCUCGUUGCGGCCAUCGGGGAUGUUCCUAAGCUUUGGUCAUUAGCAGAAGCCAGGAGGACUCGAACAGACGGACAUGGGCUGGAAAGCUCGGGGGAGGUCGAGAUGCAGAGAAUCGCACGCCGGAUACGUUCACUUGCAUGAGAGCGCGGGGGAAGUCAGCAUGUGGAAUCAAAGGUUUUCAUGUUCUAUGUAGUUGGAGGUUGCAAUUAUUGGAAUUAUGAAACCGCAAGUGAGCUGUGAGAUGAGAUAUAGGCAAGAGGAGCCGGCGACGAUCUGCCCCACACAGUGUCACGGUCAGUCUGCAGCUGAUUUGAAGCCGGGGGAGUGUUGUGACGUUGCAACUACCAGGAGACUGACCCAGGUGGUUUUCAUCGACGACGGCAAAAAGUUUUGUUGCAGGGCUGCGUAGAGCUGGUGGUAGCGUGGGUGUCCUCGCAUUGUGAGGCUCCAAAGGGACGUUGACCAUGCGAGAUGGAUCCGGAUGUUCAGUUAUUUAUGUGUGGUUGAUCCUUCUCCUGUCCACGUUCUUUCGAGCCUCCACUUCGGUCGCGCAAUCUCCCCAACCAGAUAACGCUUGUCCGUACGACGAUGAUCGAUGCGCUCUGCUCCAAUUCCAGGACGCGUUGGAGAAUAAAGGCCCGGGGAGUCCGCUAAACUGGAAGACCAGCAAUCCUCCUGCCAACUGGUCCGGUGUCGUGUGGCACCUGCCCGACGAUGGCCGCAUGUACGUCGAGAAGCUGCAGCUCCAUGGCUUUGAACUGCAGGGAGAUAUCCAACCACUUUUCCAACAGAAGCUCCUUCGUAUGUCUGAGCUCGAUGUAUCUUUCAAUAACUUCAGUGGAUCACUUCCAUCCCCCUGGAGAAUAUGCCCGAGUCUGAAAUCGUUGAAUCUAAGCGGCAACAGCAUCCAAGGGAGUCUUCCCAAAGAAGUUCAAUGCGAGGCGUCCGCCAAUGUCUCGACUCAGCUGGUCCUGGAAUCGCUGCGAAAUCUGCAGAAUCUGAGCUUGGCCAACAACAAGUUUUCCGACGGAAUUCCCAGUUCCUUACUCGAGGUGCUAUCCUCUCUGCAGGUUUUGGACUUGUCUGGCAACAACUUUACAGGAGCCUUACCUCGCGAGAUCAGUGCGCUUGUCAAUCUCACCACUCUUCUGCUCAAUGGAAAUGGGUUUGACGGGAGCAUUCCCCCUUCCCUUAGCAAGUGUUCGGAGCUGAAGGAGCUAAACCUGCAGAACAAUUCUCUGACAGGGCAGAUCCCUCGAGAGUUGGGGCAGCUCAGCAAUCUGUCUACUCUAAUAUUGGGCAAGAACAAGCUCACCGGGAGCAUUCCCCCUUCCCUGAGCAAGUGUUCGGAGCUGAAGGAGCUAAAUCUCGGUGAAAAUGAGUUUUCCGGACGACUACCUCUGGAUGUAUUCACUAGCCUUUCUAACCUUGAGAUUUUGGAUGUCAGUUCCAACCUGAUCGUGGGAGAGCUGCUAGUAUCCACUGAUCUAGGACAGUUCAGGUCUCUUCGGAAUCUAAUUCUCAGUGGCAACAAUUUGAGUGGCUCUGUUCCCGAGAAUUUGGGCAAUCUUACGAACUUAGAGAUCUUGGAGCUGAAGUCGAACAACUUCACAGGACACGUGCCGACGUCUCUAGGUGGGUUAUCUCGGUUGAGAACACUGAACCUGCAGAACAAUUCUCUGACAGGGCAGAUCCCUCGAGAGUUGGGGCAGCUCAGCAAUCUGUCUACUCUAAUACUGGGCAAGAACAAGCUCACCGGAGAGAUUCCUACCACUCUCGGCAACUGCGCCAAAUUGCGGAGUCUCUGGCUUAAUCAGAAUACUUUCAACGGUUCUAUCCCAGUGGAACUCUACCACCUUCGGAAUCUGGUGGUUCUGUCACUGUUUGACAACAAAUUGAAUGCGACCAUUUCACCGGAGGUACGCAAGCUAUCGAAUCUAGUGGUGUUGGACUUCAGCUUCAACUUACUCCGAGGAUCGAUACCAAAGGAGAUUUGUGAGUUGUCGCGAGUCAGGAUUCUGCUGCUGAAUAACAACGGAUUAACAGAUUCUCUACCGGAUUGCAUCGGCAAUUUCUCUUCACUCCAGAUUUUAGACCUGUCUUUCAAUUUUCUCUCUGGCGAUCUCCCCGGUGAUUAUAGCGGGCUUUACGCCCUGAAGAAUGUAAAUCGCACGCUCAAGCAAUUAGUGCCCGAAGAGAUGAGAAUGACCACUUACGACCAGCAGAUAAUGAAUCAGAUUCUCACGUGGAAAGCUGAGGAAUCUCCCACCUUGAUCUUGUUGUCUUCGAAUCAGUUCACAGGGGAGAUACCUCCGGGGUUUGGGGAGCUCCGGAAUAUGCAAGAGCUGGAUCUGAGCAACAACUUCUUUUCAGGGCCGAUCCCACCGGCUCUCGGAAAUGCCACUGCUCUUUUCCUGCUCAAACUGGCGAAUAAUUCCUUGAGCGGUCCCAUCCCAGAAGAACUUACUAAUCUCACUUUCCUCUCCAUUUUUAAUGUUUCCAACAAUGAUCUGAGUGGUCCAAUUCCUCAGGGAUACCAGUUUUCCACCUUCAGCAACGACUCCUUCUCUGGGAAUCCGCAUCUUUGUGGCUAUCCCAUGCCCGAGUGUACAGCGUCAUAUUUGCCUUCGAGCUCCCCUGCCUAUGCAGAAAGCGGUGGAGAUCUGGACAAGAAAUUUCUCCCGCUCUACAUCGUCGGUGCUGGCGCCAUGACCGCCUUCAUUUUUAUUGCGUCUCUGGUUGCUUGGAGUUGCAUAGGGCGAUGCAGGCGGCGGAACAGCUGUUUGGUCUCUCAUUCCUGUGAUCUGUUCGACAACGAUGAGCUUCAAUUUCUUCAAGUCACCAUCUCCUCGUUUCUCCCGAUGAGGAUAACUCACAAGGAGCUGGCCAUCGCAACCGAGAACUACAACGACAACAACAUCAUCGGGGACGGCGGGUUCGGGUUGGUGUACAAAGCUGUGCUCAACAACGGAGUGAUGGUUGCCGUGAAGAAGCUGGUGGAAGACGGAAUGCAAGGGCAAAGCGAGUUUCUGGCAGAGAUGCGCACCCUCGGCAAGAUCAAACACAAGAAUCUCGUCUGCCUGCUCGGCUAUUGCUCUUACGGACGAGAGAGAAUUCUCGUCUACGAGUACCUAAAGCACGGCAGCCUCGACAGUUGGCUGCACUGCAGAGACGAAGGCGUUCCCGGUCUGGACUGGAGAACGCGCUUGAAGAUCGCCCGAGGAGCAGCUGAGGGCUUGGCCUUUUUGCACCACGAUUGCAUACCGGCCAUCAUUCAUCGGGACAUCAAGGUCAGCAACAUUCUCCUGGACGGUGAAUUCGAAUCGAGGCUUGCAGAUUUUGGCCUGGCGCGAUCCACCAAAGGUUUCGAGAGCCAUGUGAGCACAGAGCUCGCAGGCACGGCGGGGUACAUCCCCCCAGAAUACAGUCAGGCAACCGCAGCGACCUUGAAAGGGGAUGUGUAUAGUUUUGGUGUAGUGUUGCUAGAAAUAAUCACAGGCAAAAGACCGACUGAUCCUUUCUACAAAAAGAAGGACAUGGCGCAUGUGGCUAUUUACAUUCAGGAUAUGGCAUGGAGGGACGAAGCUCUGGACAAGGCCAUGGCUUACUCCUGCAACGAUCAGAUGGUCGAGUUCAUGCGAAUUGCAGGCUUGUGCUGUCAUCCGUGUCCGUCCAAGCGUCCCCACAUGAACCAGGUCGUCCGAAUGCUCGAGCUUCUCGAAAGGCAGUGUCCCUCCAGAAACCCCAGCGUUGUACUAUAUGACGAGGAGGGCAUUUCUUCGCCCCGCUGUCGGUAAGCCAAAGCAUGCCACUGUACUCUAGCACUUGUUCGGUACUUUAACGGCUAGGUUGUAUGACAGCCCUUCCAUGUUUUGGUUGGAGUACAACCCUUUUUCAGAGAUUGUAUACAUAAGUGAGCCCCCACCCACCCAGACGAUGACAAUGAUUUCAAUUUAAUUAUGGUGAAACUCAAAUGCGUCACCCAUUGCUGUCGACUGAACUCUGUGAAUUUGUUUUCCCGGAUGACAUCGUGAACCCCAUGAAGUGCAGAAAUAGCAUUUGUGAGCAGAGCUGCCGCUGCUGCUCUGCUGUGAAGUGAAGUGAAUGGAAUCGGGACUCAUGACACACGUUCUGCUUAACACAUUCUCUUUCCUGCAUCGGAUUCAUGAUGAGGAUGUUGAACACAUUCAUUUUAGAAAUGCCACACUGAAACAGAGUCCAUCGAGUUUAGAGUUAUGUCAAACCACAGUACUUCUGAUGUCGGUCUUAUUGGCUCUGUAUUACUGUUCUGAAACGACCGACUCUACACACAUUCACAAAGCGGAGGACAAGGUCAAUGUACAUAGUGACAGACAGCACGGAGGCCCUCAAGUCCUUGUACAUGCGGCCAAUAAUGAAGAGGUGAGACGGCAACCAAGGUGCUUCAUAUGUCUUCACCAAACGACCUUAACCCUGUAGGAACGUCUGUUCCCGACUGCGACCUCGAAAACUCCUCUCGUGUCAUCUUUCUACGCCGGCAGUCAUUGGUCACGAAUCAAAGUUCUAAAAGCUUGUUGUUGAUCUUUCCAUCGAGGACUAAUAAUGGCCUUCAGUCCCGACGGUACACAAUUCCGCAAGCUUUGGACGGGAGACCUCCAAGGAUGUGUACUGUACUCCUCCCAGCAACCUGUCCGCACGGCGACGAACACGACCCAGCAACAUGAGCUGGGAGUGGACGAAAAUAAUGAUGAAGAGCGAGUAUCUAAACUUCCUCUGUUUCUUUGGAGUUGACGUCAGCUAAUUACUCAUACAAUUGAUGAACAAUGAUCGAUGAAAUUUGAUUGAUCAAUGCCAAAACAGAGGGCUCGUCUAGACACUCCGGAAAUUUCCAUAGGUAUAUAUAUAUCCUCACACAGCUUAUGACAACAUUCCCUCCGUCAGUCACAAGCAUUACAGCUCCCAAAUUUACGGCCAGAGCCACCAGGCUCUUUUUGUGAAUCCGACUCCAACACGUUGUGAUUUCUCACUAAGUUCUCUCUCUCGAUGACUAGCUUUAUCUGGGUCCAACUCCCCUACCC